Molecule: messenger RNA, 3886 nt
Organism: Periophthalmus magnuspinnatus
Lineage: Eukaryota; Metazoa; Chordata; Actinopteri; Gobiiformes; Gobiidae
Gene: tmcc1a
Product: transmembrane and coiled-coil domain family 1a
Exons: 6
Coding region: 212-2179 (655 amino acids)
Cellular component (GO): endomembrane system
Source: RefSeq, a predicted model, not a curated record
UAUAACCAAAUGAAACCAAGACUAAAUCAAGAUUUUACUCAAUUUUAACCAUGUCUUGAAUAUAUGAGGCCAAAACCAGUUCUAAACAAUGAGUAAACUUCAGAGCUAAACUUCAAAAGAAAACUGCUUACCUAGCUGUGCCCACAUCACCAGUUUGAGAACCACUGACUGUCAGUGGGGUGACGUAUAUCGGCAACAGAUAGAGACUGAGAUGGGACGCUCAAACCAAAACCCCAAAUCCAAAGAAAUGGCUGAUGAAAGUCCAGUAAAAAAAAAGUUUUUGGGCUCAGAGAAGCCCCCCUUUAGUAAGAUGGGUGUCCUGGGUCAGGGGCUCAAACAGCUGAUCCAGAAGAGGAGCAAACGCUUGUCUGUGUCACAGUCCAUCACACAGUCCUCUUCAUCAUCUUCAUCUGUGGUGUUAGCAGGAGGCAGUGCCCCCUUGUGGGCUCAAGAGGAUGUCCUGGGAUACGGCCCUGAUCAGUCCUCCCUUUUGGCUGCCUCUGCUGCAGGACGGGGCUCAGGGACAGUGGGCAUGAUGCGGAGGGGCACCAGCCUACAAAGCCGCCGUAGUAAGGCCAGCUCUGGAAACGGAGACAAGGACCCAUUGCUGAGAGGAAGUCCCCAAGCGCCCAUCCGACGUCACACCCAUGACCCUCAGCACCAUGUGAGCAGGCCCAGAUCAUCCUCCAGCAACACAGACAGCGCCCCCUGCAGUCCAGCACCCUCUACUGUCCCCUGUGAUGUACUGCUGUCCUCAGGAUAUCACUCUACAGAGGAGUCAGACCGGAUUGACCGCCUGGAGGUGAGUGCCCUCUCUCAGACGCCGCUGGCCGUGUCUUGUGGGGCAGACGGUUCCUAUCCUGGGGCAGACGAUGGCACCCCAGACCCUCAGCGCACCAAGCAGGCCAUCGCCCAACUGCAGCAGAAGAUCCUCAAACUCACAGAGCAGAUCAAAAUCGAACAAACCGCUCGAGAUGACAACGUGGCGGAGUACCUCAAGCUGGCCAACAAUGCGGAUAAGCAACAGAGCUCACGCAUCAAGCAGGUUUUUGAAAAGAAGAACCAGAAGUCAGCACAGACCAUCCAGCAGCUACAGCGCAAACUGGAGCACUACCACCGAAAACUGCGUGAGGUAGAGCACAACGGCAUCCCACGCCAGCCCAAGGAUGUCCUGCGGGACAUGCACCAGGGCCUGAAGGACGUAGGGGCCAAAGUGACCGGGUUCAGCGAAGGAGUGGUAGACAGCGUUAAGGGGGGACUGUCCAGUUUCUCCCAGGCUACUCACUCUGCCGCUGGUGCUGUGGUCUCUAAACCAAGAGAGAUUGCAUCCCUCAUCCGCAACAAAUUCGGAAGUGCAGACAACAUCCCUUCUCUGAAAGACUCUCUUGAUGACCCCACAGUUGAAGAGGCUGUGGCUGUAGUUGGUGGACGAUCUUUAGGGCACCAUUUUCAGUCUAGUCCAAAAUAUGGUAGUGAAGAUGAUUGUUCAAGCGCAACAUCGGGAUCGGCAGGGGCCAACAGUAUGACAGGGGCGCCAGGUGGUCCCCCCAGUUCCAAAGGCAACACGAUGGAGAGGAGUCAAAGUUUGGGUUUUGACAUGCUGCUACAGGAGGUGCAGGAGUUGAGGGAGAGUCAGGCUAGAGUAGAGGAGCACCUGGAAAGUCUUAAGGCUCACUAUCAGAGAGACUAUACCGUUAUCAUGCAAGCGCUGCAAGAGGAGCGAUUCAGGUGUGAGAGAUUGGAGGAGCAGCUGAACGACCUCACUGAACUUCAUCAGAACGAGAUCCUCAACCUGAAACAAGAGUUAGCCAGUAUGGAGGAAAAGAUUGCCUACCAGUCAUACGAGAGAGCCAGAGACAUACAGGAGGCACUGGAGGCAUGUCAGACCAGAAUCUCCAAAAUGGAGCUGCAACAGCAACAGCAGCAGGUGGUGCAGCUGGAGGGGCUGGAGAACGCCACGGCCCGAACCCUCUUGGGGAAACUCAUCAACGUGUUGCUGGCCCUCAUGGCCGUCCUCCUGGUCUUUGUCUCAACUGUGGCCAACUGUGUGGUGCCCCUGAUGAGGACGCGCUCACGCUCUCUGUCCACACUGCUGCUAAUCGUGCUACUGGCCUUCCUCUGGAGGAACUGGGAUGCUCUGUCAGGAUACACCCACCGUGCACUGCAGCCUCCAGGGUGAACCCAAACCAGCCCGGCACUGAUGACUUCUAGUGCUUUGGUGACAACAGUUGAAGCGAGCGUCACUGCAGCCAUGUGGGACACUUGUAAAUGUGAUGGACAGUGACAGUGACGGUGUCUGAAGCUGAAAACCCGUCCAGACACAGAGACCGUUGUAUUACGAUGAUCAGAGGCAGAAACUGUGAAGUGAAGUACAUGAUUCUCAUGUCGAAGGAAAAGACUGUUUACAUUUUAGAAAUGAACUCUUAGUCCUUACAGGAUACAGCACUGUACCAUUUUAUGUUUAGAUUUUAAUCAAUUAUUAUGAUAUAAUUUCUAAUAUGAAUAUUUAUAAUAGUACCAUGUAGCAUUAUGGUCAUUUUACUCUGCAGGAGUUUAGUCUGGACACUGGGCUGGCCAUGGCCAUGGUGUGAUGAUGAGUUGAUUUUGGAAAGAAAGAAGGAUUUUUAAAAAAAGCAACAUUAAAUGGCGGAUCUUAUCAGCUAAUAUCUGCAAAGCCUCAGAUUUGAUAAAAAAAUACAAAACUGAAAUUGUAAAAAAAAAAUUAUUAUUAUUUUAGGGUGAACCUGCCAUAUUUGCAACAUGUCUAACAUGCUGCCAGUUUCUUAAGGAGUCAAAGUUUGCUCAUAAAGCAGUAUUAACCAGUCACAGUAAGGUUUAUUUGCUGCGGUCAUUCGCUGAGCCAUAGCUGUUUUGGUGCUCCAUCGCCAUUCACUGGAAAAGGAGAGCUGCUUUAUACCACUCUGUCAGGUGCACAUUACCAAGGAAUCUUCACAUACUCACCAGAUAUAAUCACUAACUCCUCUUUUACCAUAUUGUUUUUGUGUCCUCAUCCAGUGCCAUACCUUGGUCUACCCCGAGGCUAUCAGUGCACAAAACUGAAAGAACCUUAGAUAAAAUAAGUAAAAGAAAGUUUAUCAAAUGUCUAAAUACUCAUUAAUUUGUCUUUUGAGAGAUGUUUGUUAUGAAUGAAAGUGUGACUUGAUAGUGACUUCCUUUUUGUUUCUUACUCAUUCAUUAUUCCCUUAGAUUUUCAGUAUUUGCUACCAUUUUUAUUAGUGAAGGGCAACUAUUUGCUCUGAGGAGCAGAAGAUAAAGCGAGACCAUUCAAAGUACGUUAGCGCUGCACUUUAGCACACAGCUGAUAACGCGUGUCAGGCGGAGACGGGGUGGGGGUACUGUGAUCGGGACUUCAAAGGUUGCCACUCCUAAGACAGUAGUCCUCCUGGGAUAAGAGAGAGGCGGCCUCAGGUCAGAAUCACUGUCAGCUCUGUCUUAAGUUAAAAUCCAUAGACACUAUACACUUCAUGUCAAAACGUCAAUAAAUCUUUACUCUUAAAUGAAAGAAGGAAAUUGCAAUGAUAGUGACAGUGAUAGUGAUAUUUUUCAAUGAGCAAAAUUAACAAUGAGCUUAAGUCAGAAUUCAAUUAUUAUUAACCUGAAAUUAUUUAAUAAAAUCAGCACCGCAGCUAUUUAUUGUCUUUUUCAAUGUGUGAAAAUAAUAGAAUUUAUGAUGCAUUGUUACACCUGUGUCAUUUUCCCUUGCUAAAUGCUGAUUGCAGGCAGGUUUAGAGUGAGAGUGAGCCUGAUCUCACAGAUAUGGAAAUGUCUGGGUAAUGAUAAUGUAAGGCUGUGUGCUACCACUCCAGUGCCUUCAAUUUCAUUUUGUAAGUGUGGAUUAAAUAAAGUGCAUUCCUGACUAACACAA